Poecilia latipinna (sailfin molly) is the source of this 2031-nucleotide messenger RNA. It is a transcript of the gene stum, whose product is annotated as stum, mechanosensory transduction mediator homolog. NCBI's taxonomy places the organism in Eukaryota, Metazoa, Chordata, Actinopteri, Cyprinodontiformes, Poeciliidae. The coding region runs from base 784 to 1221 and encodes 145 amino acids. The transcript has 4 exons. The record is from RefSeq and is a predicted model, not a curated record.
GUAGUAAAAUAAGCAGAGCUGUAUUCAUGGUUUCCUCUCUGUAAGAGAGGUGGAUUUAGAUAAGACAGAAGGAUUUCACAGAAAGAAAGAAAGAAAGAAAGAAAGAAAGAAAGAAAGAAAGAAAGAAAGAAAGAAGCAAAGGGAGAAAAAAGAAGGAAAGAGAGGGAGAGAGAAAGAGGCUAUACACAUUUAACAGGAUUUUUCUAAAAGCAUUCCAACAAUCUGAGGAGGAGUUAUCUCAGAUCAGCAUCUUGCAAGAUGUUUUACAAGGACUCAGCUCACUGACCUCUGAUGGCUUAACGCGGAAUAUUUUUGCUGUUUUAAAGCGAAACUCUUUCUUCCUUUAAGACGUUUUUCUUUUUUCCUGACUGAAAUAAUUUUAAAGUCACUUUUCAAAGAGAUUUCAUCACCUCCUUUGCAGGUUACGUGAAUUUCACAGAUAUUUCUUUACUCCCCAAAACCUUUAAGGCAAAGUGCUGAAUGUUUUUCAAGUUGACUGGAAGUAAACAAAUCUCAGGAAAGCAUUAACCCUUUACUUUACAUUCUAAAUGCUUUUGGGCAACUAAUUUAUGCUUUUAUUUAUUAAGCUUUGAAAAGACAGCUGUUCACGUGAGCUGUUGAAUUUGAAGUUGAUCCUGUGUAAACUGAACUUCUUGUCAAUGCACAGUUUUUAGACUUCAGCUGAAUUUUCCCACAUAUUUGCCACGCUGCUGUUGUAAAGCUUUGCGCAGAUAUUUACAAUUUUAGCAUCUGGGUGAAAGAGAGAAAAAGAAGGGAAGACAGAUGGCUCAGAAAGAAGGAGGAACAGAGCAGGGGCGCCUUAAAACAGAGGACAGUCUAGGGACCAAAACCAUGGCUGGGGCCCCCUUGGCUGGUGGAGGAGUGGUGGUGGAGGUUCGGGAGAAGAAGGGACCUCUCCGGGCUGCAAUACCCACAAUGCCUUUCCCCGUGGCUGUCAUUUGUCUUUUCCUAAACACCUUCAUACCUGGGCUUGGAACCUUCGUCUCGGCGUUCACCGUGCUGUGCGGCGCACGCAGCGAGCUGAUCUCAGAGAGAGGCGUGUGCUGCGUGUUCUGGCUCAACAUGGCGGCUGCCCUCAUCCAGAUCCUGACAGCUGUCAUAAUGGUCGGAUGGAUCAUGAGCAUCUUCUGGGGGAUGGACAUGGUCAUCCUGGCGAUUUCUGACGGCUGUAGAGACCAAGGUAUCCCUCAAGAUGUCUAAGAAGCAUUUCUUUCGCAUUCGCUGACGGAUCUUAUGAAGCUUGCCCAACAAAACCGCAACGAAGGCAAACUUUUAACGACUUUUAACUUGAUAUUGAGUUGACAACACCGUAUAGCAGCGACGUAUAAAACAAAAGAGUGGAUAUGAAUUGACUGAUGGCUGGCUGCCGAAAUGGUCGACACCAGACUGCAUUUGUGUUUAUAUUUAAAAAGAAUUUGGACAUUUAAAAAAAAAAAAAAGAUAAUUGUGUUUUAUCUUAGAGAGAAAUGUUUUCCUUGGCUUUUGUUUUUGUCAAAAAGGAAUAAUUGCUGGCUAGUGUAUGACUUCAGCAUUAGCUUGAAAAAAUUGUGAAAAUCCAGUGAAAUUGUAAAUCCAACAACAACAUUAUGAUCAUAAGCUGUUUGUGAAAGUUGACAGAAGGCCAAAUCGUUGUUUCCACUGCUGAACUGGAAGCUGAGCAGCUAUGUGUCACAUUAUCUUUGGUUUCUCUUAAGAGGUUUACUCUGCUUAUAGAGCUGUAGAUUAGCACAAGCUAGGGCAUGAGCAUCUUUUGCUUGUAAAUCUUGCAAUAUUUUUAACCUCCCCAUUAAAUUUCACCCCUGCUUAAGAAUCUCUUAGUGCUUUCAUUGUCAUUAUGAUUAAAAGAAAUGAAAUAUUCAUUGGCAAACAAACAGCCAGUGGUGGAUACUUUGUUAGCACAAAUUAAUGCUAGCACUUUACAGAAAGGGCUAGCAUGAAAUCAAUGCAUUACCAAACAAACACACCUUUCUCAAAUAUUUUUAUUUAAAACUCCACUCUUUAUUUUUUUUU